Anthostomella pinea is the source of this 873-nucleotide messenger RNA. Lineage: Eukaryota; Fungi; Ascomycota; Sordariomycetes; Xylariales; Xylariaceae. The record is from the annotation of a GenBank genome assembly.
AUGUCGUCGCGCAAGUCCAUUCAGAAGAAGCCAAACGCGUUCAUUGGCGACACGUUCCGCGCCUCUGAUGCCGAGCUCCUCAAGAGCGGCAUCCUCUCCGAUGUCAUGGUGAUAUGCGGCGAUCAAACCUGGAACCUCCACAAGACCGUCAUCUGCUAUCGUUGCCCUUUCUUCGAGAAGGCCUUCCUUGGCAAGUUUUCGGAAGCGAGGGAUGGCACGGUGACUAUCAACGGUGAGGAUCCGGUCCUUGUUGGUUGGGCCAUCACCUGGUUGUACUCGGGAGCGAGCUCGGAAUGGAACAGCGAGUCUGGAAUCGGCGUUUCGAAGCUGGUCGAUUUCUUCCAGCUCGUCGACUACCUGGAUAUUGACCAGCUCAAGACCAUCAUCGUCAGCCAGAUCGAGAGUGUUCUCCUGAAGGCGGCCCGAGACGUCCAGGCCAACAACAACGACGCAAGCAACCUUGUUGAACCGUUCCUCAACGACUUCUUCUAUGCUGCCAACACUGCCUACAAUACAGGAUCAACCGCUUUCUGGGCUCUUCGACAACCGCUCGUCGACUUUGCCGCCAACACCAGAUUCUCAGUCUGCAAGAAUCCAAGCAUCUGGAAGCGUCUGGAAGAGACUCCUGGACUGGGCACCGACAUCCUGCGACGCCUGAUCACGAACGGUGGCAACGCGGAUGAGGAUGGAUCGUUACUCGUGCUCACCCAAACCCCCGCCAAGUGCGUCAGAUGCAAGAAGGAGCGCGAUUUCUACCCCUUCACUUGGUUGAAAGAUGUCGACACUAGCCGUGGUGCACGCAGGCUCGCGCUGGUGGGCAAUUGUGAUACAUGCCACCAGGCUCACUUGGAACGGGCAAAGGAAAGUAACUAG